AUGGAGGAUAUUCUGAAGGACAUGGCACACCCCAACGUCUGUGACAUAAAAGUUGGCCGACUGAGCUACCUACCCGGCGACUCAGAGGACAAAAUUGUCAGAGAAAAGGCUAAGUACCUGUGGCGUGACAAACUCGGCUUCUUCAUCACUGGGAUGAAAGUGAGGAUUGUGCUUUCUUAUUCUUCUGCCUUUUUUCAUUUCAUCUCGAAUUAA
Messenger RNA from Dibothriocephalus latus, 213 nucleotides. NCBI's taxonomy places the organism in Eukaryota, Metazoa, Platyhelminthes, Cestoda, Diphyllobothriidea, Diphyllobothriidae. The record is from the annotation of a GenBank genome assembly.